GAGGAAAUCUCACCUUAUCCACACUCUCACCACAAUCCCUUAUCCAUUUCCAUCUCAACAAAUCUCCUCUUUUAUCAGAUUCCCUCAUAAUCUCAUUACCCCCCAUUAACAACAACUGACCGCCAUUAAUUCCAUCUCCAACUUUGUCCAAUCACUUCCAAACCAAUGGCCACCAUGAAUUCCAGUGUUCUGGCUUGCAACUAUGCCAUUUCCGGCGCUGGAUCGGCUGACCUCAACUCUAAACUCACCGCCGCCCCUUCUGUUGCGUCUCCUGGGGUUGUGGGUUACAAGUUGCCGGCUAUUAGAGCUCAACAGACUAAGGUUCCUGAAGCUAAGAACGAUGGAAGGAGGACUGCGCUUCUUUACCUUGGAGCCUCCCUCUUUGCUGCGGCUGCGGCUGCCUCUAACUCCUCUGCUAAUGCUGGAGUCAUUGAAGAUUAUCUUGAGAAGAGUAAAGCUAACAAGGAAUUGAAUGACAAGAAAAGAUUGGCAACAAGUGGAGCAAACUUCGCAAGGGCAUACACUGUUGAAUUUGGAACAUGCAAGUUCCCAGAGAACUUCACAGGGUGCCAAGAUCUUGCCAAACAAAAGAAAGUUCCAUUUAUAACUGAUGAUUUGGAAUUGGAGUGUGAAGGGAAGGACAAGUACAAGUGUGGUUCCAAUGUCUUCUGGAAAUGGUGAAGAGAAGAGAACCAUUUUUAAGUCUUUGUACCCAUUACUCACUUCUCCCCUUGUAUCUAAUUUUCAACUAUUGAAAAGUGUGAAAUUUUAUUGUUUGCCUUUUUUGGGGACAUGUGUUCCAAUUCCAUUGUUUUCUCUUCUCUAUUUGAGACCAAAAGAAGCAAAAUGUGAAAGUAGAAACCCUAGACAUCUAUGGCCUUAACA
This is a messenger RNA of Cucumis sativus (cucumber), 885 nucleotides long. Its product is annotated as photosystem I reaction center subunit N, chloroplastic. The coding region runs from base 166 to 681 and encodes 171 amino acids. Gene Ontology annotation, cellular component: chloroplast photosystem I. The transcript has 3 exons. Lineage: Eukaryota; Viridiplantae; Streptophyta; Magnoliopsida; Cucurbitales; Cucurbitaceae. Gene Ontology annotation, biological process: photosynthesis. The record is from RefSeq and is a predicted model, not a curated record.